Ceratina calcarata is the source of this 16061-nucleotide messenger RNA. It is a transcript of the gene Smr, whose product is annotated as nuclear receptor corepressor smrter. Gene Ontology annotation, cellular component: chromatin. The transcript is spliced from 18 exons. Gene Ontology annotation, biological process: regulation of transcription by RNA polymerase II. NCBI's taxonomy places the organism in Eukaryota, Metazoa, Arthropoda, Insecta, Hymenoptera, Apidae. The record is from RefSeq and is a predicted model, not a curated record. Bases 2761 to 10086 code for a protein of 2441 amino acids.
GAUAAACAAGGAGACGGGUUAAUGGGAAAAGAGAGAAAACUGGUAUUCCUGCACCUGUAUCUAAACCUAAACAGUUACAUAGUGAUGUUACAAAGUGUACAGUGAAUGGUACGCGUUUCCGUAGACGAAAUAUGACCGAUUCCGUAACGCUUGCUGCCCGGCCGUGCCCGUCGAUCACAACGUUCAUCCGCAGUAUUUCAAGUGCGUUCUAAUCGGUCAUUCUUUCGUCGGCCGGAUUCAUCGAUUCGUUUCAUCCGAUCCGUACCGUGGUAGUUCAAUUUGUUUCACGCAUUCCGCGGCACCGUGGCCACGUUACCACGUCUUCCCCUGUUUCUUGCAGCUACCGUGCAACUGCCCGACGCCCUACGCAUAAAAUAGCCAAGAUCCGUGUCCUGGCAUUCUCAAGAAUAAAGUGUUUACGUGGUGCUUCAUGGUGCCUCCAAGUUACCGACCGAGUGUUAACUUCAGCUAUUUUCUUGUGCUACAUCGCUGUGCCUGGCUACAUAUCUAUUUAGAUUCUGUGUGCCGUGUACCUUAGGCAGCCCGAUUUUAAAGGUGUCGUCUCGAAGGGACUCGUGGUUUUCGUGUGAUAUCAAUCGUGAUUGUGUGUGCUCUCCGCCGUGCGUGCCGGCUGGCAAUGGUUUUUCCCGUUCGUGUACGCGAGAAUCGCAGUUUUCUAAUGGUGUCCGGAGCAAUGUGAGAGCGUGCUGGAGAGUAUUCAAGAAUCCUGAAAUAGCGAAUCUAAUAAUAGGCGAUAUCUUAUUCUGACCACUUUUCGUGUGAACUUGAAGAGAUAACAACGCAGCAUGUGAUUAAUUAACGAACAAAAUCGAACACUGCCGUGCUGUUAGUGCUGCUGCUACCGUUAGCACCGUAACCGAGGGAACGAGGACGAAGUGUCCAGUGAAAUAAUUACGGAGUACAUGCAACUUGCGUGACAGUUCGAAAGUCGCGGUCGCGGUGCAUUAACCGAAGAGAGGAAACGUGGCAACCGAUUCCUCGCCGACCUGAGGAUUUUCACCGGAAGUCGGAUGGAAACGAAACUCAGUAUACAAACGAGAUUGAAGAAUCAGAAGAAAAAGAAGAGUAGCAGCGGAAGUGGCAGCGGUGAAAGAAGCGAUCGAAUGGCGUAAACGUUGAGAAAGAAAAGAACGUCGUUCGGCCGUCGAUCCGAUUAUCUUUCACGCGAUCGGUCGUGCGUCAAACCCCCUUCAGGAAUGUGCAUGUGAUCAUCGUGCCUCGCGAACUCGUCCCUCGAGCUGUGACUUGUCUCUUGCAUAUGUGUGCGUUCUCCAUUCUGCCAUCUUGAAAGACGUCCAAUUUCUUUUGGUCGGCGGGUACCAGCUCACGUGCACGAGAAGCGUGCACAGUGCGUGUGGACGCACUGUGCCCGGCGACGACGGCUACACCUCGGCUCGGGUGGAACAUCGCGGGAUAACGGUCGAUCGAGUGCGCGCAAUAAGACUGCGCGGUGAAAGCGAGUCUGCCGAUAACUUUGCAUCAUCGCGAGAGUGAUAACAGGUACCGUGGCAACGUCGGUAACAGUGAUAAUAAUAACAGUAACAACGGUAACGAAGCGAGGAUUGACAAUGGUUUCGGCGACGAGCGGCGUUCGCGUGUGGAAUAUUGUGCGCGUUUCGAGUGCGAACAGCAGCAGCCACGUGGCACUGACGAGAUUGCCGAGCGAUCGCGUUUCCACGAGAUGUGAUCACGGGUGCUAGUAAAGGAAGAGAAAGCCGAACACGAAAAGAGAGGACUCUCGCGGAGUGCGGGGCAGUAAAAGAUAUGUGGACCUUUGCGCGAACAGCUGAACCGGAAGUUGUGAGAACAACUGGAGUGCAACGUGCUCCGCCUAAUCGGUGAUAGGGUCAGUCGGUUAAAAAAGAAAGAAGAUUAGCGACGCGACGGCAAUCGCGAUAUCUUUUUUCUCCUCUUCCCCCUCCCCUUUCCCGUUUAUUUUAGUUUCACCUCAUCCCCUGUCUCUUUUAUCUGUUUCCCUCGAUACACUUUUCGUCGUUUACUUUCUUUCACACGACGAAAGGUCCUUCCUUAAUUUCACUUGAGACGUUCAUUAAACACGCGAUUAAAACGUUAACAGGAGGAUAAUGCGAACGAGAAUUGGUCGUGUCGAAGCCGCGUCGCGUUACCCUACGAUUAUCAAGAAAUCGUCCCUGGCGCCAGACCGCAGGAAAGAAAUUCGAAAAGAUCGGUUUUAAGUCGUGUUGCGAGUGUACCGAGAUAAUACCGAUUCGUGUGGAACGCAUGUUAGUGUACGUUGGUUACAAGGAAGAGGAAAUAAAGUGUAGAAAAGUAAGGUAACGUGAAGACGAACGGAAAACGCCCGACAAGGAAGAUAUGAAGAGAAGACAGUGAGUAGUGGGUGACGAGCAAGAGAGAAAUGAUAAAAAAAAAGAAAGAGGUUCGCGAAAAAGGAUAUAGCCUGUGAAAAAGAGAGAAGACGAGGGAGAGAGAAAAGCUCGCGCAACGUACAAUAUAACAUGUGGAGUACCGUGUAUUCGUAAAAGUUUUUUUUUUACAAAAAAGAUCGAUAUAGAAUUUAUAAAUAGAUCGGGUGUUAUACUCACAUAUGUGCACGCGUACGCAUGUGUGCGUGACCGCGCGCGCACAUGUACGUGAUUUUCACUCGAGACUGAAGCGGUGAAUUAUUCGCGCAUCGGAUCGACUACUUGUGGAGGAAAUUCGAGACCCGGCUUACCUUCCACAGCUGACGUCAUUACCGUACACAAUGCGCUAGGGGUGAUGGAGACAGUGGGCAAGCAAGUCCAGAUAGUGAGCGGGCUGGGGGUGGGGGGUCCGGUGGGCCCUGUGGGUCCAGUGGGGGGAGAUUUGCAUCACCAUCAUCAUCCUCACUCCCUCUCCCAUCCUCCGCUCCCACACGCCCACCCCCAUGGUCAUCCUCUUACGUCCCAUGGUCACUCGUUGGUCGGCGUAACGUCGACCCCUGGCAGGGGUCAGAACCAACCACCGGUCUCGCAUAACCAGCAUUUACCCGCGAGAUCAACUCCAGUACAGCUGCACAGGUCGGCGCAAAAUUACGUGAACAUCAAAAGCAGCAGCCCCGUGUCACCGAGGACGAUAGGGGCAGGGGUGACUUACGUGCAGGGUGGCGCGGCUGCAUCCUCGGCGUCGGCGGCGGGAACAACAGGAAGUGGAAGCAGCAGCGGCGGUGGAAGCGGAGGCGGUGGUGGUGUUAACAACGUGAACAGCGGGGCUGGAUCUGGUUCCGGUGUCGUAUCAUCGGCCGGAAGCGGGAACACCACCGGUACCGGUAACAGUGCCGGUACUGGAAGCAACAGUGGCGGGAACACCGGCACGGUGGGUAGUGCACCAGGAGGUUACGUUACCGUGCCGAUGGCUGCCAGCCUGCGGUACAUACACCCGUACCCGUCGACGCCGACAUCGGCGUCGGUGCCGGCAGUAGCGACGAUGGUAACCUCGGCUUCAUCGGCACCGACCCCUGUCCCGGUACCUGCACCCGCAGCUGCACCUGCCAACCCGCCUACAGUCAGUCAAACGCCGCCACCAUCGCUCCCGGGGACUUACGUCGCAAGGGACGCUUACCGCAUCGCCACCACGAAUGUGAACGAGAGGAUCGCCAUCAGCGUGAGCAGCAGUCCUCUGUCGCAGAUCGGCGUCGGUGUCGGAGUGGUUACAGCCGAAUACGCGGCGAACAGCGGGUUAGGCGGUGGCAGGGGGGACAGACCGAGGAUAUCGCUUCUGCCACCUGCCUCGGUUACCCCGACACCUUCUCCGACGGCGCCAGAUUAUCAGCAUGUGUCCAGCGCGAGGAAUUCACGAAUAGGCAUGAUGCCCGUCCAGCCGGAUCAGUAUUGCAGCCGUACGGCUAUCGAGUUGGGCAAGCUCCAGGAGGCGCCGCCCUUCAAGAAAAUACGUCUCAGUCAACCGACCCAGGUUCAGUUGCAAUCGCAGUCACAAUCUCGCUGUCAGAGUUUGUCGCCUGCCGAUGCCUGCCUCAAGCAGCAGCAGGAACACGUUGUUCAGUUGGUACAAACGCUUAGGAUAGACACUAGGCCUUCGACGGGAGCGUACACGCCGCAGACUGAAGCUAUUUCGCCCACGCUUCCGGAGCCGACUACGCAAGAAGAUGCACAAUUCAGGAGCACCAAGGACGAUCUCUUGCAACAAAUCGCGAAGGUCGAUAGGGAAAUUGCGAAAAGGGAAACAAACAUAAACAAGCUUCGGAAAAAAGAGGUAGAAUUAGAAGAGACAGCGAAUAAACCUCUGGAAGCCCCUGGUCUUAAACGGCAGGUUGAGGAACAAUCUCAGCAACCAAAGCAUCGAUCCCUGGCACAACAAAUUUAUGCUGACAACAGGAGAAAGGCAGAAGAAGCACACCGACUGCUAGAAAGGUUGGGUCCAAAAGUGGAACUACCUUUGUACAAUCAGCCGUCAGAUACAAGUGUGUACCAAGAAAAUCGUACGAAACACCAAACGUACAUGAGGGCGAGGCUUAUAGCGAGGCUUCGACGAGAACACGCUGAACGCGCGUCCCUUCACCGGCAACAGUCACAAACGUACGCUGUUUUGGUACAGGAGUGGCACCGUAAAGUAGAGCGAUUGGAGGCGACGCAGAAAAGAAAAUCGAAAGAAGCGAAGAAUCGUGAAUUUUUCGAAAAAGUCUUUCCCGAAUUACGGAAACAAAGGGAAGAUAAGGAACGCUUCAACAGAGUCGGUGCUCGCAUCAAGAGUGAAGCCGAUUUAGAGGAAAUUAUGGACGGCCUUCAAGAGCAAGAGAUGGAAGAUAAGAAGAUGCGCUCAUACGCAGUAAUACCGCCUUUAUUAUUGGAUAUGAAGCAGAGGCGAAUCGCGUUUCAAAAUCGGAACGGUCUUCUUCAACCUGAAGAAUUAGAGGCUCUUCAUAGCGAACGAAAAUUAAUCAACGUGUGGAGUUCCAUGGAGCAUGAAUUGUUUAAGGAGAAAUAUUUACAACAUCCGAAGAAUUUUGGAACAAUAGCUCAAUCUUUAGAACAUAAGUCCGUUCCAGAUUGUGUGCAUCAUUACUACCUCACUAAAAAAGCAGAAAAUUAUAAGCAGCUCUUGCGAAAGUCCCGGCAACGAACACGUAGCUCUCGGAACAACCCUAAUAAUAAAGUAAAUAAUACCAGUUCGAGUAUUGGGACAUUAGACAUUUUGACUACGGGUGUUACGACAAGGUUGCAACGCGAGCAACAGCAAAAGACUCAGGAGAAUCCUCAGAAUAGUUCGUCGUCAACAUCAACGAUCACGACAACGACGACAACGACGACGACGACGACAACGACAAGUACGAGUACGACUACGUCGAACGCAUCGGCGACGGUCGUUGCGGCAACAAACGUGACGACUUCGACGACCACUUCGAGUUCAUCAACGUCGGGUAUAUGUUUAACGACGGACUCCGUGAUAGCAUCGACGACAGCCACAACGACAUCUGCAUCGAGCUCUACAACGUCGUCGUCCGCGACACCGUUAACGACUACGACUGCGAAGGAUAGCAGGGAUUCCAGUAAAGAGAACAAAGAGAGCAAAGUUGAGUCAAAGGAACCGCACCUUAUCAAAAUCGAAGUAAAAGAAGAGCCGCAGUUGAACUCCGAAGCGGUGCCGGGAAAAGAUGUCAAAGUAAUGGAGGCGGCAAACAGUGGUGGUGGCGGUGGCAGCGUGGCGGCAACGAGCAGGAUAAAAGAAAAGAAAAAAGAUAACCACGCAACCCCGAUGGAAACCAGCGACGAGGAAGCCCAAUCAAUGGACACCGUUGAAGGCGGCAGGCAGAUCGGUCCUCACGCCUGUACAGUUUGCCAGAACAUCGUUGAGGGAAACACGCAAAGCAGAGCGCUACCGCGAAGUCAAGCGUCCCAGUAUGGUCUGAAGGAGGAUCAGGUUGGACCUGGUGCACGCGUGUGCAAUACCUGCAGAUGCAAGGCUGUAAGGGGACGGUACACUGCGUGUCCCCUUCCCGGUUGCCCGAACUUGAACAAUACCAGUUCUAAGACAAGAGUGAAGAGGUUGCGAGCCUUGCCCGCUAAAUGGUUGGAUCUGCCAUCUGAAAUUCGCGAUCCGAUUAUCCAGGAGUUUCAAAUACCAAGUAAUGCGACUAAAUGCUGUUCGGCUUGCUUCAAUCGAAUAUCACGUCGUUUGGCACCACACUUGACUGGUGGUACCGAGGUGUCCGAGGACUCGGCCGAAUCCCUUGCUCGACAAUGGACGGACGAGGAACUUGAACAACUGAAGAGAGCUCUUCGAGAACACGGUACUAACUGGGUGAAAGUCGCCGAGCAGAUACCAGGAAAGACGAAUCAUCAGUGUAAAAACUAUUACUUCGCUUACCGGAAAAAAUUGAGCCUGGAUCAGGUGGUAGCAGAAUAUUAUCAGUCGUUGGGCGAAGAAAGGAGACCAUGUUUAACGGAUGAAGAAGAGAGUGGCAGCAGUACGAGUAGCUGUGACGAAUUGGCAGUUCAUGAUUCGAGCGAUACAGCCAGCGCAGGUAGUCCAGCGAACAACUUGUCCGGUGGAACACCAGGAACGCCGGGUGCCUCGGCGUCCUCAAAUCUGCCAAUCUCGUUCUCGCGAACGACGGAGCAGAAACUCGCCGAUAAACUGGCGGAGAUCUCCGUGGUAUCUUUGGUACCGCCGGUUAGCAUAAGCGCAUCGCAACAGUCUUCCACCAGCGGAAGUAGCAACGCUGCUUCGGCUGGCACCAGAGAAGAUUACGACAGUUCCGCCACGGAGACAGCGGACGAAGGUCAGGGUGGUACCGAUUUGGAGAACAACAGCGUGGUCGUCACGUUGACAACUGCCAAUAAUUCCACGCCGCUUCAACAGCAGCAUCAGCAGCAGCAAGCGCACCAGCAGGUCCCACCGCUCACCCAUUCGCCGCCAUCCACCACCAAUAAUUCGAAUCCAUUAACCGUCAAGGAUCUUAUGCUUGGCGUAAUCGAGAUGCAGCUGAAACGGAAUCCCAACAGCCCGGCCGGUACCACUAAUCCCUCGGUACCCGUCAACACUGGAACACCGACGAUAUCGAGUAUACUGAAGACGGAUCAUAGAAAUGAUAUCACCUUUGUCAGAGAAUAUAAACCAUCGUCUACCAUGGCGAACACUAGCAUGCCGCCUAGAGAUACGAAUUUAGCCACCUUGUCGGUGGUGUCUGGACCUCAUCACGGACACCGUUCUGCUCCCAGCCCUCAACAAAUUGGUCAAAUGCAAGCAACGAUUACCCCUUGUCCACCAGCGCCGUCAAGCAGUCAGUCAUCGACGCCGGAUAUACUCCCGAAGGAGGGGUUAGUCGUGAUGCAGGUGCAACAAGCAUUACGAGAAAGCACCGAGGGCACGCUCGACCUGAGCAUCAAGAAACCAAGGCAGCAGCAAGAAUAUAAUCAUUCCCUGCAGACGAUUCACAAGCCACCGACGGUUACCCUGUAUCGGCCAGAACCUCCCCCGGGUGCUUACUACCAUCCUCACGCCCACCCGGAUCAAGGACGCGGCGCGAAGAGUCCCUUGGUGUACGCGUCCUCACCGCGACCUCAGGCACCUCUUACCCCCAAGAUGAAUAAAGUCUCCGUGCCGCCACCGCACCCAAAAUUGUCGCCCAAGUUAAGCACAAUCGGAACCACAAGUCAUAAAGGCGGUUCCAUCACGCACGGCACUCCCGUUUCCAGCGCGCGUUACGAAGGUCUCCUCAGGCAAAUGACGCCGCCCGGAAACCCGGGUAAUACCGGCGGAACACAGAACCAACCGGUGAUCAGCGUUGCGAGUGCUGUGAACGCGUCCAACAAUCAAGGGCCCAAAGAGACGGGUUCCAUUACCCAGGGCACUCCCGUUCAUCCCUUCGCCGUAGACAAGCGCGCACCGAUGUAUGACUACCACAGAUCUAUCAGGCACUCGCCGGUGACGACGAUUCCUGGCCAAGUUCAGAGUCAACCGGGAACAGUGGUCGUGACCCACAGCAGCCAGUACAACUCGUACUCUGGGCGGCCGCCUCCUAGUUACACCAUGGAGCAGCAGCUAUCGUCGAGGCAGAUCAUUAUGAACGAUUACAUCACCAGCCAGCAAAUGCACGCCCGUAGUCGGAAUAGCGGAACCUCCGACGGUGGCGGUAAGAAUGAGCCGCCGUCGACGUUGUAUUAUACCGGUACGCCACCGCCGCCGACUCAUACGCAGCCUCGGCAGGGUGUCAUACAGAGGCACAAUCCACAGAAACAAGUCCAUUACCCGCCACCGCCGCCGGGACUAGAGGCGUUUUCCAACCUGGUGGACAUUGCCGUGCAACAACCGAGUCUUCCUGUUCCUCAUCCGCAUGGACAUCCAGCCUCCGGAAGUAGCGGCCACGAGGGCCUUGGUAAAACCAUGGCGGACAGACUGUUGGCUGAUCGUUAUGGGGACAAGCAUCGUUUGGCCAUGCACCAGGAUCAUAGAAUGGCUGUGGUUCAUCAUCAUCAACGCGACAGGGAAAGAGAGCGAGACCUGGCUCAUAUGCGUGAGAAGGAGGAGUACAGAUUGCAGAGGGAAAAAGAGAUUCAACAACAGGAACAUCGGAUGGCCCAGCAAAGAGAGAAGGAAAUUCAGCAGCAGGAGCAUAGACUGGCUCAGCAGCAGAGGGAGAAGGAUAUGCAACACACUGAUCAUCGUCUUACCGUCCAUCAGCAAAGAGAGAAGGAGAUUCAUCAUCAAACUGCUAUGACUGCAUACACUGCUGCUCAACGUGAAAAGGAGCAUCAAGAGCAUCGUUUGGCCGUUCAGCAAAGAGAACGAGAUCUGGCCCACUUGCAACAACAACAGCAACAACAGCAGCUACAGCAGCACAUUCAACAGCAACAGAGAAUGGAGGCCGAGAGAAGACACAUGGCUCAAAUGUAUAGAGAUCAGCAGCAGCAGCAAAUGGAUAGAGACAGUAGAUUGAUAAGCAGCGGGUUCAGUCAGUCAUCGAGACAUCAACAACCGCAACAAUCCCAGCAACAGCAACAAUCUUCUAGACAGAGCCAGCCCUCUGGUCAACAGCAAAACGAAUCGGGAUCUACGUUAACUGCUGCCAGCCUGAUCGAUGCUAUUAUAACGCAUCAAAUUAAUCAGAGCGUUGAAAGCACCGGCGGUAAUUCUCAGCCACAACGACCUAGCGAUCGUCUUUUCCAGGGAUUUCACCGGGAAGCUCCGAUAGAACCUAACGGAAUGGCUCAUAGUCCAGCAGGCGAAGGAAACAGCGGUAAUAGCGGAGCAGGGGGUGCGCCCGGUAACGGGAGUGGGAAUAAACCGAUAACCCUCGGAGAGCACGUUGAUCAUAUUGUUUCUAAGGACUAUGGUCCUCCACAUUCCUCGUAUAGAUCGUACAGCGGAUAUCCAAUCUCGGAAGAUCAAUGGAAAAGACGGAAAGCCAGUGAGCCCGAUUCCAUGAAGGCUGGGGACGAACGGCAGAUAAUACGAGUCACGCAACACCAGUCGCAACAGCAACAACAACAACAACAACAGCAACAGCAGCAGCAGCAGCAGCAGCAGCAGCAACAACAACAGCAGCAACACCAGCAACACCAGCACCAACACCAACAGGCAGCCUCGUCGGUAGGAAAGCAACAGUUCCACUCGGUCGAACCCGUCUCGCCUCCGGAUGCGGGUACCAAUCAUUACGGGCGUCGUCUGUACGAAACAACCACUGCCACAUCGACUUCCGGAACCCCUUCCAACAAGCCACACCUCUCGCCCCUGGAUUACGUGAAGAACAAGAUCGUCGAGGUGAUGCGUACGUCCGAGGACGACAAGGGUGGCGGCGCGGUAGACAGGAACGGUGGGAACGUCAGUAUCGGCGAGAAGGACGAUAAGAUCGGCGGCAACGUUGAUAGUCCGUCGAGUGGAGAAAUGAUGGUCGACGAAACGCCGAAUCAAAACCCCGCGCCACCCGCUCCGGCGCCUACGACCACCUUCUACCCGUUCAGCGCGCUAGGGGUGCACACUGGCCCACCACCAGCCCCACCCCCGCCGACUUCCGGUUCUACUUCGAUAACCAAGUCCGAGCAGGUCAAAGCCGAGCCGGCACCGUUGCUUUCCGCGCAGUACGAGCCGCUCUCUGACGAGGAUUGAUAGUCCAAUGACCUGGCGCCGUGUAGCGGUCGGCACGCUGUGAACAAUGUUCUUAGGCUAUUCACGCGAUUCGUUUAAGCUUGACGAGAGCCUUCACCGGACGACAAUUACAAGAUACAUACAUAUAUCGAACGUUUCACGAUUAUCAAUGUUCUAUUUUCUUUUAUUGUUUUCUCUAACGGGCUUCUCACGCCACUGCGUUCUAACUGGUCGUGUCCGAUAAUUUUCCUCGAGGAUAAUCUAAAUGCCAGAUGGUCUCCUCUCGACGUAGUUUCGUUUCAUUCGUUCAACUUCGCUUCAAUUUCUUUUUCUCUUUUUAUAGGACGAAGUUUGUCACAUCCCAAAACGGAGAUUAAUAGUACGAUGUUUUUCUAAAUAGAGUUUAUUAUUUUAUAAAUCGCAUAUUCCGUCAGUUUUAGUUUCGAGAAUAUCGUGCCCCGUUAUUCUCGCUUCUCUCUGUGUACAUGUGAACGUGAUCAGCCUCCCACCACGGAAGCAUUAUUAUUAAUAUUAUUAUUAUUUUUUAAAGUUCAUCGUACGCACGAUACACACCAAGCGUAAUUUUAAUUGUUAAUUGAUAUUUUUUUACGCAUUACUUACCCUCCGCUCUAACAUGUACGUAAAUGUUGUGUAAUUAUCAGCUAGAUUAAAAUAUAUGUAAUUAUUUCCGUUCUCACCAUCACGUUUUUUUUCCGUUUUUUAAGGAAACGCUUUUUUUUAGAUAGCAUUCACUUGUAAUUUAUCCACGUUGAUGAGCAGGCACGAGGAAUUUUUAACUGUAAAACGACACGACACCGUUUAAUUGUACAGACGUUGUGUGUAAAAUGAAAUUAAUAUUCUGUAAAAAGUUGAAAAAGUGUCGUGAUAGUUAAAUUCUUUUUUAAAUGUAACUCGAAAUAAGAUAAUGAAGAAACUUUUAUGAGAAGCAACAGAUUGUUUUUAGUAUUCUUUUUUAAACGUGUUUGAAUACUCCUGAAAAGGGUGAAUCUUUUUAGACGAUGGGUUUCCGUAUAUAUCUAGAAAUGAAAUGUUUGCAUCGUGCAGAAUACGUGCGAUCGUUGUCGAAGCAAAAUUAGAGGAAAUAGAGAAAAAGCAUUAUCGAAGGUAAUCGACCCGUGGAACGUUCAGGCUAGCCCAAGUUCACAAUGGAGACGCCUUUUUGUACAUAAUGAAUGAUAUAUAAUCGUUAAACGAUGAUACAACGCUAAAUAAAAAAAAGGUAUACAAGUUUUUAUUUGGAAUGAGUCUGUGAUGUGAGUCUGGGACUUAAAGAAAAACGAAAAACGAAAAAAAGAUAGCUUCAUCUUUGGAUUAACGUAUACCAGUGCGACAAGAGUACACUAGCCUGGAGUAUAUGGAUUAAAUAUGUGACGGCGGUCGUGCAAAAAUUGCACGCACGGACAAACACACACACAUACACACACACGGGGACAAAGAGGAAUGCACUAUCUUAACUCGAGAUCACGUUUAAAUGUUUUCUCCUUGGUGAAGUGGGUUUUAAACAAAACAACAAAAAAAAGUGUAAUUCUAAGUGUUGUACAUAGUACACAAUAUUAAUUUCUAAGUUGAACAAGUAGGUGUAUGAUGGCUAGUUUAAUCGUAUGCUAUAUUGUAAGAAUUAUAGAUUUUAGCAUAAGUGACGUAGGUAGCAUUUAGGGAUUAGACGCCAUGAGACUAGGGAAAAGAUACUUCCCGGACUACGUUCUCUUAUUAACGAAGAAGACAAAGGAGGAGAGAAAAAAAACGUGUGCAGGUGAUUAAACCGAUCAACGGCAAAUGAAAACGAAUGGAUGCGAAUUAUCUUUUAUUUCGAAAUUCUAUUAUAGAAAACACGGAAUGUACGCUCUGACUAUCAAACAAAAGGGAAAUACAUAAUUGCAGUUAAAUGAUGACGCAUGUUGCGGUACGAUUUACAUUGUCACCUAUUCGUAGCGCGCAUACACGCACGGGAUACACGUAACGUAAUAUACAUCGGUUGAAUAUGCGUGUACGCAUUACAACUUUUUAUAUAGCCUAAAUCAUUUUAUAUUUGUACGUGAACGCUGUUCUCAUUUAGUCACGCGCGACAGUCUGAUACAAGCCCUUAGUUCCCCCCUUGACGUAACAGCUUUUUUCGUCACAGCGUUCCGCUGCACCGUGAUGUGAUCUGACGAGUUCGUUGAACUAUAGAAAUAGCUGGAGUGUGAACAACUGUAAAAGUCCGUAAGAAUAGAAUGUUCCAAGAAACGAGAUCGCCUACGGGAUAUCCUCUUUUUCAUACUAUCUGUUUCUAUUCGUAUUAUCUUCUAAUUUUGCCUACAGUGGAACCAAUUGAUAAAAUUGUUAACCACUCGAAAAUAUUAUCCGUACGCAAUCAUGUUCUGACAGAUGAUUUCAGAAGGACUCAAAAACAUGGAUUAUAUAACUUGAAACCAUUGCUAAUGCAAUUUUUGUUGUCGACGCGUACCCAGCCACCUCUGUUCAUAUUCCAGUUGUCUUAUAUAGCUCAAUGGAUGAGUUUAUUUCUACCAAAACGUGUUGCUAACAAAUAAUAUAUAUGUACAUAUAUACAUAUAUGCAUAUACACAAAAUAUGUUACAGUGAAAGCGGAUGUGGUGCAGUGAAUGCGGUCUAUUAAAUAGUGAACGUACACCUUCGCGAUUGUAAGCUCUUGCUGCUCGUCGUUAGUGAAUGUUCUAAUAAAAUAUGAAAUAUAAUAAUAAAAUACUAGUACGAAGUACAGUGAACAUCUAACCCGAACCAAUAGCGAUCGAUAGGAUAGAUACCGCGUCCGCAAUCGAGUCGAGUCUUCUCUUAAAAAUAAUCGAUUAAAUGAUUAAUAAGCUUUAUUUCUUAUCACGUUCAACUGCCUUACCGAAGAUGUAUACAUUUACUAGUAAGUAAUCUACAAAAGUAUAUUCACCGCACCGUCUGCUUUUACUGUAAACGCAAUGCAUGCAUUCACAUGUUCACAUACCAUGUAUACACAUGUAUGCAGAUUGUUUACAUAUGCAUAUACGUACUCGUGUUCUUUAGAUUUCAUUGCGCACUUUUGUAUAACUUUCAUAUACUAUUAAUUUCAAACUAAAGCGACUUUGUUACUUCUCUGUCAGAUUUAUCGAGUCGAAAGUAAAGAUAAACGUUCAGCACAUUCCUUUUCGUUUUCAUGUAUGUCAAUGCGGCAGAUGCGUACAUGGAUAAUUAUAUACUUGAAAUUUAAUUGCAAAAUUCUCUAACGACUGAUGUAAUUAUCUGGCAUAAGAAGAAAGAAGGGGAAACGUGUAAGCGCGUGAGCAUUCAAAUCACACGUUGUCGAUAAAACAGAAUUCGAUUGCAAUGUGUACGUGUAUAAGUGUGUACGUACGUAUGUAUGUAUGUAUGUAUGUGUAGCGUGUGCGCAGGAUAUGUCCGAAAGUGUCUUGAAACGUAUGUUACAGAAGAAAUAAGAUGCAGAAUCUCCUUGACACAAUGACAAGUCGAUAAAGAAUAAUGAGUUUACAAUUGGGAGAAGAAUUUUGUCUAUUGACUUUUACUUAUACGUUUCUUUUUAGCGGUUUUUAUCGAGGAGAAGGACAAAGAGUGAGAGAAGGCUUCGCACCUCUUUAACUCUUCAGGAUUGCUCGUUCACUUUGUUCGUAAGUUGGCGUGUUAAUCGCCUAAAAAUGUUCGGGAAUCUAAUGAUCGGAACGGGUCGGGUUCUUAGAAGUUUCGGUACUUCCGAGUAUGACGAGAUUCCCGAAAAUGUUUGUCAUUCUCGAAAACGUUCGGGAUUCUCGAGAAUGUUCCUAAGAAUGUUUGAUAUUCCUAAAACUUUCAAGGAUUCGAUUACUGUUACAUAACAGCGAAAAUGCAUUUUUCUUUCUUCAAGAAUUAUAGGACAUUCUUACUAAAUAUUAUUUCUUAAAUUGAUACCCUAUUAGUUUCAUUUUGCGUCGCCUACUAAUAGCAGUCAUCAGUUCUCGAUGACCGUUUGAAGAACCAGAACCGAUAUCAUAACUAUUUUCAACUUGAACAUUCUUAGAUACCCCGAACACUUUCGAAAGUCUCGACAUAAUCGAGAAACCUGGAGAUAUUCGAAAAAACUGAAAUUUUCGAGAACCCGGUUUCUCGUAUGUGUUUGAAACGAAGAAAGGAAGAGCUUGGUAAAUAGAGAUCUCGUGUCGUGUAAAUAAUGAAACGAACACUUGGCUCAUCGGUGUUUAGAAACUUUCAAUGUUUUCUCAACGUGCAACAUCUCCACGCCGCGAUUUUUACAUAUUUUUAACGUAAAACGUGUAAGAAGUGCAUCCACUAAAUAAGCCCCGUUAUUCCUUCACGCUGUCGUCUUAACUAGCAUGACUGCGUCGCUCGAGCAAUUAUAUUCAGUUAGCAAUCAUUACGUAGAGUCAGAUUAUAGUUGCCAUUAUUAAUCAUUUAGUGCAACACGCGUACCACGUGCUACUAUUGCCACGGUAACUUCAGUGUUCGUUCGUGAAGUCUAUGGAUAUUGAACACGAUUAGAAGCGAAUUCUUUCACCAGCCUUUUCUAAGAAUAGGAUACAUCGCAUAAAAUGUAAUUGAUAUACAAGUGUAUUGUGAGAAGAACAAACUACUCUAGUAUUAUCGCGAUAAUAUCUAAUUCCAGUGCAAGAAGCAUAGUCCUAACUAAAUUAUCAUAGAGAAUCUAUUACAAGAAGAAUAUCAGACUCGCAGUUCUAAUUAAAGAGAACUAAAAGGAAUGUCUGAUCACUUUGAAAUCCAUAUUGAUUAAACAUUUUUUAAUAUUGUGGAAUGAGUACCAGCUUUAAGAUUUUUCUUUUUUGUACAUACAAAAAUUACUCAAACUUAUUGAUAAUCAGAAAUUGAUUUUACGUGAUGAUCGAGGGCAGAAAAAGAAAACGUAAGGCAUUUUUAAAUCUUUGAUUUACAAUCGACGAAUCGUGUUGUCGGAAAAAUUCCAAGCUUAAAUCGUACAAAAUUUGUGGAAUUACAAUCCUUCACAAUAAGUACUCGUAUCUAAAAUAUCGGAUCGAGUAUUAAAAGUAAAGAGAAGAAGCGUCAUCUGUAAUUUUUCAACUUUACUCGUCUCGCAGUUUUUGAGCUAAAACUUAUAAAAGUUCCAUAAGGACACCGUGAUUACGCGUGGAUACUCUCAAUUGAACGAAUUAUCGAAUUCGAAUUCGAUUGUCGUACAUGAAUAUUAUUAGUCGUCAGACGAAGAGACUACAUGUAUACAUACUAGGAAGUGAAUAGAACGGAGUUAUAACAUCGAGAUUACCUCUUUCGAAGUACAUCCCAGUAUCGCGAGAUACGACAGUCAAAAUGAUGCUAUACAUAAAAUAAAUCUUAUGCAGAAGCACAUACCCAACUCGAAGAUACGAAUAUUAACCGUUGAUACGAUCAUUGACAGGCGUAAAUAGCGUCUAGACUAUUUCUAUAAAGUAGAAUCGGCGCGAAGAUAUCUAUCGAUAAGACGUCGUGUGUAUGUAAGUAUAUAAUUACUUGUUUGUAAUUGUCGAGAGAAAUGAUCGAUAUUUAACGUUCUUUCGCGUAAGGAGUCUUGUACAUAGUUAAAGAAGGAAAGGAAACGCCGAGGUACUCAGCUCCCUCCUAAAAAUAUUGUACUAUAAUGACAUUAACAUUAACGAUAAUGAUAAUGAUAAUGAUAACAAUGAUGAUGCAUACCACACUGUCGCAUGAAACGCGAGAGGCUAAUUAAGAUAAACGAAACGGGGAUUCAAAGAGUGGAGAAAAAAGAGUAAAAAACGGAAAUAAUAAUAAUAAUGAUAAUGAUUAAAUUUAACAAAGGUGGCUAAGAAACGAUAUUACCUACGAACCCGCUAUUAAUGCGAUUAAUUCAAGAUAAAGAUUAACUACAAUUAAUAGCGAGCGAGAGCAUUAACACGCCUACAGUAAACUACAGGUGUAGCGUACACGAUAAUAUUAUUAUCAAGACAGUUCAAUGUAAAUUGUUAUUUUUGUUGAAAUAAAAAUCACCUCCGUUAUAAUAACGAGCA